Molecule: messenger RNA, 3056 nt
Organism: Helianthus annuus (common sunflower)
Lineage: Eukaryota; Viridiplantae; Streptophyta; Magnoliopsida; Asterales; Asteraceae
Product: TMV resistance protein N
Exons: 5
Coding region: 101-2146 (681 amino acids)
Biological process (GO): defense response; signal transduction
Molecular function (GO): ADP binding
Source: RefSeq, a predicted model, not a curated record
UUCUUAGUAUACACUCUUUUGGAUUCUUAAUUUUUUUUAAGUUUAUACCAAACAAUAAAGCUUUCAUUUUGUUCGAUCCAUCAAGCAUUCCUUCAAUUCAAUGGCUUCUAAUUCAGCGUCAUCAGUUCAAAAGAGCUUCAAGUAUGAUGUAUUUUUGAGUUUCAGGGCUGAAGACACCCGUAAGACCUUUGUUGAUCAUCUCUAUCUUGCUCUUGUCAAUAAAGGCAUUGUUACUUAUAAAGAUGAUGAAACAAUCAAGAAAGGGGAAAGGAUCAGUGAACAGCUCAUCAGAUCCAUUGAAGACUCCAGAUUUUACAUCAUUGUAUUCUCCAAGAACUAUGCGUCUUCAUCAUGGUGCUUAAACGAGCUCGUGGAGAUUAUGAAGUGCCAAAACACAACCGAGCAUACAGCUUACCCCAUCUUCUAUGAUGUGGAACCCACCGAAGUGCGCCACCAAAGUGGGGCAUUUGGGGAAGCCUUUGCAAAACUUGUUGCCAAACAUGAAAAGGGUAGCGGGAUGUUUUCCUUCUUGAAAUUGUUCACAAGGAAGAGGAAGAGGACGUCUGAAGAAGUAGAUCUGGACAAGGAAGAGGAUGUUGGAAGAUGGAGAUAUGCUCUAACUGAAGCAGCUGGCCUGGCUGGGAUGGAGUUGAAGAACACGUUCAAUGGGCAUGAAGCAAAAUCUAUCCAACAAAUUGUUGAAGAGGUUUCCCUAAAGCUGUAUCCCUUUAAUCCGAGAGUUGAUGGGAAGUUAGUAGGCAUGGAAACUCGGGUGAAGAAUGUGGUUCUAUCUUUAGAUAUUGAUACUAAUGACGUCCGUCUGAUAGGGAUCAAGGGGAUGGGAGGUGCUGGGAAAACCACUUUGGCGAGGGCUGUUUUUGAUCACAUAUCCUUUCGGUUUGAAGGUAAAAGCUUUGUCGAAAAUGUAAGAGAAAUUUCCAAAGAUUCUGGUUUGAAGGAGUUGCAAAGACACGUCCUUUCAACUGUGUUAAAUGAUCAAAGCAUUUUUGUACCAAGUGUUUCUGAUGGAAAAAAUAUGAUGAAAAAGAUAAUGGGUAGUAGGAAGAUUCUUUUAGUUCUAGAUGAUGUGGAUCAUAUAGACCAGCUUGAAGCGUUAGCAGGUGAGUCUACUUGGUUUAAACUGGGAUGUAGAAUCAUCAUCACAACAAGAGAUGAGCAAGUGUUGAAGGCCCAUCGAGUGAACUUUAUUCAUGAUGUCAAUCUCUUAUCAAAUAAGGAAGCAAUUUGCCUCUUAAGUAGGUAUGCAUUUGGGAGAGAGAUUCCAAAUCAAGGGUAUGAAGAGCUAUCAAGAAUGGUUAUACAUUAUGCUGCUGGCCUUCCAUUAACAAUCAAACUCUUGGGUUCUUUUCUUUAUGGUAGAAUUGAGGGUGAAUGGAAAGAUACCAUUAAAAGACUAAAAACAAUUCCGUUGAAGGAAACUCAAGAAAAACUAGAACUAAGCUAUAAUGCUCUAGAGAAUGAUCAAAAAGAAAUAUUUCUGGAUAUUGCUUGCAUACUGAAAGGUAAAAGGAAGAAGAAAGCAAUCAGAAUACUUGAAAGCCGUGGGUUUUGUGCUCAGAUUGCUCUAAGAGUUCUUGAACAGAAAUCCUUGAUAAGUAUAUCCAAGGAUAAAGAAAGAUACUGUUAUGUUAAUGUUCACUUUAAUGACGUUGAUGUUGUUGAAAGGUUGCUCUUGCAUGACCAUAUAGAAGAAAUGGGCAUGAAUAUUGUUAGGCGUUUGCACCCUCAUGAGCCUAAGAGACAUAGCCGAUUAUGGAUUAAAGAGGAAAUUGAAGAUAUACUGGUCAAUGAAUUGGGUACUGAAGAAACACAAGGUAUAAAGCUGAAGUAUACAGGUCUUCAUCCAACGAUUAUUGAGAAAGGUCUUAGAAAGAUGAAAGAACUUAGAUAUCUUUACGUGGAUACCAUAUAUGAUUCGAGGAUAGUUGGUGAAGUUAGCCAACACUUACCAGAUUCUUUACAAUCUCUAUGUUGGAAAUCAUACCCUUUUCAGUCUUUACCUGAAUCGUUUCAAGGAUAUAAGCUCGUUAACCUUCAAAUGGCUGGGAGCAAAAUAUCUAAACUCUGGGAAGGGGGAGAAGGAAAGGUUCUUAAUAAUCUUAAAUUCCUUGACCUCCAUAAUUAGGAGUUCUGGGGAACCACUACCCCCAUCGGAAAAAAAGCUUAAGAAGCAUCCUUCUUUUGGUGCUGGUCCCUUAGCCAAGUUAUAAUUGAUUACCGAGUUCCAUUUUGAAUGUUUUUAUAAUGAACCUCUACCUUCAUCUAACGGAAAUGUUGAGAAGCUUUCUUUUGGUCUAUGUGCUUGUACAAACUUUAAGUGUUUUUCUUCAAGUAUUUGUGCUUUACAACAUGUACGAGAGCUUACACUUAAAGGCAGUAUUCCGAAGGUGCCCAAGGAUCUUUACCAGUUACUACAUCUAGAGAAGCUAAUUUUAUUAAAAAUGACAGAGAUUGAGCAUCUUCCGGAUAGCGUUUGUAUGUUGCAACAUCUGAAAUAUCUUGAACUUAAAUCUUGUUGGAAUUUGGAGCAGUUACCGGAUGAUCUUAGCAGAUUGGAGUGUUUAGAGGAGUUGCACCUAACAGAUUGUAGAUCCUUACAAGAUGUCCCAGACAGUAUCUGUAAGAUAAAAAGUUUAACAUUUCUAAAUCUCUCGGGUUGUUUUUUAGUUGACAAAUUGCCAAAGGAACUUGGGUGUAUAGAACGUUUGAAACAGUUAAUUAUAAGCGGUACAAACAUCAGUCGUCUUCCACAGAGCAUUUUUCAAUUGAAAGGUCUGCAUAUUUAUGGGUCCUGGAGGGAGCUUGAGUCGUGUGGUUUUACAACCUGGGUUGAAUCCCCAGAUUACGCAUCUGAGUACUACGUAAAGCUGUGAAUAAGACAGGCACUUACAACAUGAAUAUCUUAAGUGAUGAUUUUGAAUUCAGGAAGAAGUAUAUACAAAGUCCAGUGACAUUUUGUUAUAUUGUUUCAUUGAUUUGAAUGUUUUAAUUGUUUUGUCGUCCAAACAUUUGGUAUAGUCAUGGUUUGAUAUGGA